GUUGGCUUCCUGAGUAUAAUAUUAAUACUUUGGAGCGUUCGGGAGUGGAAGGGACCCGCGUUCCGCUCACUCUUCCGCUCGGCGCUAUCCUCGCGGUGGGCCCCGCAGGCCUGUGCGGCCCCUUUCAGAGCCUCCCGGGUCGGACGCGUGAGGUCGAGGCUCUCCUUCGUCUCCGCGGACCGCUCUCCAUCCGCGCUCCGGCCACAAGCCAUGGCUAAGCAGUUGCUUCGGGGCGGCUUGACCCUGGCGCUGGGCGCAGGACUGGGUGCAGCCGCCGAGGGCUGGCGGCGACGGGCGGCGCCGGGGCUGCUGAGCCGGCUGCCCGUGCUUCCUGUGGCGGCGGCGGCCGGGCUUCCAGCCGUGCCCGGGGCUCCGACGGGCGGCAGCCCCGGCGAGCUGGCGAAGUACGGGCUGCCCGGGAUGGCGCAGCUCAAGAGCCGUGAGUCGUACAUGCUGUGUUACGACCCGCGCACCCGCGGCGCGCUCUGGGUGGUCGAGCAGCUGCGGCCUGAGAAUCUCCGCGGCGACGGCGACCGCCGCUCCUGCAACUUCCACGAGGACGACUCGGUGCAUGCGUAUCACCGCGCCACCAACGCCGACUACGGGGGCAGCGGCUUCGACCGCGGCCAUCUCGCCGCCGCCGGCAACCACCGCUGGAGCCAGAAGGCCAUGAACGACACCUUCUACCUGAGCAACAUCGCGCCCCAGGUGCCCCAGUUCAACCAGAAUGCCUGGAACAACCUGGAAAAGUACAGCCGCAGCCUGACCCGCACCUACCAAAAUGUCUAUGUCUGCACGGGGCCUCUCUUCCUGCCCAGGACGGAGGCUGAUGGGAAGUCCUAUGUGAAGUACCAGGUAAUUGGCAAGAACCACGUGGCAGUGCCCACCCACUUCUUCAAAGUGCUGAUCCUGGAGGCAGCAGGCGGGCAGAUCGAACUCCGCUCCUAUGUGAUGCCCAACGCGCCUGUGGAUGAGUCAGUCCCGCUGGAGCGCUUCCUGGUGCCCAUCGAGAGCAUUGAGCGGGCCUCAGGGCUGCUCUUUGUGCCAAAUAUCCUGGCACGGACAGGCAGCCUUAAGGCCAUCACUGCAGGCAGCAAGUAAGGGCAGCCCCAGCCAGACUGUGGGGUCGGGGGGACUGGGUCAAAUUAAAGGUGUUCAUUUUUGGA
This is a messenger RNA of Lipotes vexillifer (Yangtze River dolphin), 1166 nucleotides long. It is a transcript of the gene ENDOG, whose product is annotated as endonuclease G. Bases 211 to 1101 code for a protein of 296 amino acids. Gene Ontology annotation, biological process: apoptotic DNA fragmentation. Lineage: Eukaryota; Metazoa; Chordata; Mammalia; Artiodactyla; Lipotidae. Gene Ontology annotation, molecular function: single-stranded DNA endonuclease activity; RNA endonuclease activity; nucleic acid binding. The transcript has 3 exons. Gene Ontology annotation, cellular component: mitochondrial inner membrane; nucleus. The record is from RefSeq and is a predicted model, not a curated record.